Molecule: messenger RNA, 1253 nt
Organism: Brassicogethes aeneus
Lineage: Eukaryota; Metazoa; Arthropoda; Insecta; Coleoptera; Nitidulidae
Source: the annotation of a GenBank genome assembly
UAUAAUCCUCAUGGUUUACAAAAUCUCCACUUUAGUUUAGUAUUGAAUAAAAGCUGGUUUAACAAAGCCGUUGAGGUUAAAUAACCACUGUUAUGUUAGUUUAAUUUGUGAUUAGAUAAACUAUAUUUUAAUAAGGUAGCUGCAUAAUUCAGUAUAUGCAUAUGGGAAAAUGGAAGACUGUUACAAUAACAUCGAAAAACGACGCAGAUCGAGCAAUUUUAGCCGCAUCGAAUUGAUGUUGCUAUUAAAACUCGUGAAGAAGUUUACCCCGAUACUCAACAACAGAAAGACUGAUGCGAUUUCGAACACAGCCAAGGCUCAAUGCUGGCUGAAAAUCGAGCAAAUAUUUAACUCACACAGUUUUGAGACUUAUCGUUCUUGGUCUCAUCUAAAGAAAAAGUACGAAAAUCACAAGAAAGUAAAGAAACAACAGUUUAUUGACAAUGGCAAAGAGCAGGAUCCCAAUCAAUGGAUUGAUACAGAAAUUAGUAAUAUUUUUCAAGAAAUUAAAGAUGAAAGUUGUAGUAGCCCGCCUUUCGAUGUACCUGAAGUCAAAAUGGAAAAUACUAGUUCUGUUGAAGGUGAUGUUGUUGAUAUGGAAUCCCGUGAUGACGACGAAUUUGCACUCAAUAAAGAAACCCAAAAAAAUCCAGGUCAAAAAGAUGACGAUGAAGUUGCGUCAUUUAAUGACCCCACUAUUCAAUUGAACUUAGGAACAGAUUACGAUACGUACGAAGAUUGCAGACUGCAGUUUCUGAAGGAAGAAUUCCAAGUAAAAUUGCGACAAAUGCAGAAAAAGCAUGAAUUGGAGCUAAAGUUAAUGAAAGAAGCUCACCUUCAAAAGAUGGAUUUACAAAGAGCCGAACACGAGCUCGAAUUGGAUAUAAAGAAAAAGACGAUUGAGCAAAAAUUAAGCAUCGAGCGGUCCGAACACGAAAUAAAAUUAAAGUUAUUGGAGGUGGAACUAAGGAAUAAAAAAAGGGAUAUAUAUGUAUUUAAGAGGACAUGUUAAUUUUUUUUGUAAAAUGUAUUGUAAAAUUAUAUAUUACAUACCUAUCUUAUUUAGGGUGUCCUUGAAAUCUUUAACCAUCUUGCCUGGAGUUUUUGGCCACCCUUUAUAAUUAUUAUGUAAUAAUUAUUUUAUGUAUGAGUUAAGGCUGUUAUUUAAAUAACCGAGCCCAGCUUUUUGUAUGGCCUUAUUUCAUCUUUGAUGAAUUUUAAAACCGAAUAAACUCAAUAAAAAUUGCAAAAAA